AUGAAGCAGGGACAAUUCACCAACCCUGAGACCCCACGGUAUGUUGGAUUUGCCAGCCUUCCAAAUCAGGUUCACCGCAAGUCUGUUAAGAAGGGCUUUGAGUUCACCCCCAUGGUUGUGGGUGAAUCCGGUCUUGGAAAAUCCACCUUGAUCAACAGCCUCUUCCUCACUGAUCUUUACCCUGAGAGAGUCAUCCCAGGAGCAGCAGAAAAGAUAGAAAGAACGGUUCACAUUAAGGCAUCAACGGUAGAAAUUGAAGAGAGAGGAGUGAAGCUUUGUCUCACAGACACGCCGGGCUACGGAGCCAAGACUGCUUCAGCACCAUCAUCAGCUACAUUCAUUUUCAGUUUGAGCCCUACCUCCACGACGAAAGCGAUUUAA
Messenger RNA from Menidia menidia (Atlantic silverside), 381 nucleotides. Lineage: Eukaryota; Metazoa; Chordata; Actinopteri; Atheriniformes; Atherinopsidae. The record is from the annotation of a GenBank genome assembly.